AUGCCCAUUCCAGCGACGGUCAGCUACGCGUUGGCCGUCAUUGCAGCUCCUCCACCCGACGAUCCUAUUCUCCAAUGUGAUCGUCACUUUCGGGAACUCCUAUUCAGUGACCCAAGUGAAGCUCUCUCGGCCGCGAAUGAUAAUCUCCGCGUGUUCCCUUUCAAGGAUGUGCACCCUCGCUGGCGCCGGCUCUACACCGACGCGUCUAUCAUGAAAGCAUGCUUCAUCAUAAUCAGUCGCUGCGGUCUGAGUAAAGAGGUACCAUUUUCAGGAGAAUACGCUCAAAACCCAGAACAGCUCGUUACAGAAGUCAAUUCUGUGACUGACUCCAUCCAGAUCGGCUCACACGCCGAGUGGCUGGUGGAUGUCAUUCAUCUCCUGGACUAUGCAUUGAUCAUGACAGGGGCCCCCUCACGCGAGAAGCUCGUAGAAGAUCUUUUUUCUGCAUUGCAAGAUUCAACCGAGGUGGAAGAGGACUGGGAGGAUUACCGAGAUCUUAACGAUCCUCCUGCAAAGCGCAGAAAGACCAAGCCGCCCAUGUUUCCUCCCGCUUCUGCUCCUGAACCCAACAUUGAACAUCCUAUUCCUCGGGUCUCAGCUCCUUCUUUCGAGUCCAUCCAGCAUCAUAUUGAGUCUUCACGUACUCCGCUCGUCAUAUCGGACGCAAUGGAUCACUGGCCUGCAUUUUCUGCUCGCCCUUGGUCAUCUCGUGAUUAUUGGUGGUCUCGUACUUUCAAUGGACAUCGCCUUGUGCCUGUGGAAGUGGGCAGAUCGUACACAGAUGAGGACUGGAGUCAAAAUAUCAUGCAGUUCAGAGAAUUCGUUGACAAGUUUCUUUGGGAGGGCAAGCUACGUCUUACCCGACCUAACCCCGACCAGUCUCCAUCUGAAGAGUCUCAUGAGAUGGGUUAUCUUGCCCAACAUGAUCUUCUUUCACAAAUUCCGGCUCUGCGCAACGACAUUGCCAUCCCUGACUACUGUUAUAUUGACCCCCCAGGCCCCGAGCCAGGAACCCCAGUGUAUCUGAGUCAACAGCGUGCACUCCAGGAAGCGAAGAAUCCUUCAUCGAAUCAGAAUGACAUUUCUCCAUCUGCCGCAAGUCCGACCUCUGAAAAUGGGUCUACCAUGGCAAUCCCUAGUGAUCCAAUCAUCAACACUUGGAUCGGUCCCGCGUGGACUAUCUCACCACUUCAUCAUGAUUCUCACCACAAUAUUCUCGUCCAGGCAGUUGGUACGAAGUACAUUCGGCUUUAUUCGCCCCAUACCCCUGCAUCGCAGAUCCAUCCACGGGGUCAGGAAUGGGUUGUAUCCGAUGAGGAAAGCGCCCCAGCUGGAGCAGAGCCAUCCGGAAGGUUCAUCGACAUGUCUAAUACUUCCAAGGUUGACAUUGCUUCUAUCGAACUUUCACCCGCUGAGGCAGAGCACUGGGAGGAACUCUGGCCUGGAUUUCAAGAGGCCCCUUAUGUUGAGACUAUCUUACGUGAGGGCGAGUGUUUGUACAUCCCUAUUGGAUGGUGGCACUAUGUUCGUGGACUACGUGCUGGCAUCAGUGUAAGCUUCUGGUGGGAUCCGGCAUCUUAG
Messenger RNA from Penicillium angulare, 1581 nucleotides. Its product is annotated as putative JmjC domain protein. Gene Ontology annotation, molecular function: 2-oxoglutarate-dependent dioxygenase activity. Lineage: Eukaryota; Fungi; Ascomycota; Eurotiomycetes; Eurotiales; Aspergillaceae. Bases 1 to 1581 code for a protein of 526 amino acids. The record is from RefSeq and is a predicted model, not a curated record. The transcript has a single exon.